This is a messenger RNA of Terrapene triunguis (Three-toed box turtle), 490 nucleotides long. RefSeq names its product G protein subunit gamma transducin 2 (gene GNGT2). The transcript has 3 exons. NCBI's taxonomy places the organism in Eukaryota, Metazoa, Chordata, Testudines, Emydidae. Gene Ontology annotation, biological process: G protein-coupled receptor signaling pathway. Gene Ontology annotation, molecular function: G-protein beta-subunit binding. Gene Ontology annotation, cellular component: heterotrimeric G-protein complex. The record is from RefSeq and is a predicted model, not a curated record. Bases 94 to 303 code for a protein of 69 amino acids.
GCAGAGGCCAUCCUCUCAGCAGCCUGUACAGAUGUAUCUCUAAAACCUCUCAGCAUUUCGGAAAGGAAAAAGCCCUCACCCCAGUAGGGCAACAUGGCUCAAGAUCUGACAGAAAAAGAACUGCUGAAGAUGGAACUUGACCAGCUGAAAAAGGAGGUGAAGAAUGAAAGGCAAAUGAUCUCCAAGACGGGCAAAGAACUCAAGGAGUAUAUAGAAUCCGUGGCAGCAGAGGACCCUCUUUUGAAAGGUGUUCCUGAGGAUAAGAACCCUUUUAAGGAGAAGGGAGGCUGUGUAAUCAGUUGACCCCCGCCACUCACAGACAAACUUCGGACCCUUUCCUCCUACAAAACCAAGACUGUAAGAAUUUUGCUUACCCUGUAGCAUGAUCUUCCCAUUGGGUGGGGCAGCCCCCCAAAACGAAACCCUUUUGAAGUGCAGCACAUCUAUGGGAGGGGAAAAAAGGAGACAUACCUAAAUUUAGCAGCAAGAA